AAAUAAAACUUAAACAUAAAAACAUAACCUUACAACAUUAAAAAAGAAAAUAUCAAAUUUUUCAAUUAUGUUAGGUGUUAGAGUGAAUAUUUUUAUAGAUAAUAGUCUUGGAGAACCCGAACAAGACGCAAAUUCCGCAUUAACGGAAUUAGAUAAAGGAUUGAGAUCAGGAAAAGUCGGGGAACAAUGCGAGGCAAUCGUUCGAUUUCCGCGUCUUUUCGAAAAAUAUCCAUUUCCGAUUCUAAUUAACGCGUCUUUAUUAAAAUUAGCCGACGUUUUUCGUGUAGGAAAUAAUUUUUUACGAAUGUGCGUAUUGCGAGUAUGCCAGCAAAGUGAGAAGCAUUUAGAUAAAAUUUCGAAUGUUGACGAAUUCGUUAAACGAAUUUUCAGUGUUAUACACAGUAACGAUCCUAUAGCUCGAGCUUUAACUUUGAGAACUUUAGGUGCUGUUGCUGGAAUUAUUCCCGAGAGGCAACAAGUACAUCAUAGCAUAAGAAGCAGCUUAGAUUCACAUGAUAACGUUGAAAUUGAAGCUGCUAUUUGCGCUGCCACACAAUUUGCAGCUCAAUCAAAAACAUUUGCAAUCAGUAUGUGCAACAAAAUUUCAAAUAUGAUUCAAGGCCAAUCAACCCCAGCUAGUAUGAAAUUAGAAUUGAUUCCUAUCCUACAAUACAUGUAUCAUGACACUCAUACAGCAGCGAUGGUUAGAAAACUUGCAACUGAUCUUCUACCAGGUUAUCCCGCCGAAGAUUUUGUCCAAGUUAUUUUAACAACACUCACUAAAUUAGCUGCAACCACUCUCGUUGAUAUUCCAAGUCAAGUUGAACUUUUAUUGGAGUAUUUACACGAAGAUUCUCGAUUUCAAAUCAAAUCUAGUGUUUUGCAACAACUGUAUGAGUUAGCUAAACCAGGGGCUCAUCUUUGGCCCCCAGGGGCUGUUGAUUCAAUCAUUGAUAUGGCUUACACAACGGAAUCGCCAAGAAUAUUAAGACUUUCUUUACGUGUUAUAAAAGUAUUGGUGGAAUCUCCUUUGAUUUGUGCUCAACAUCAAGAUCCUGACUCUAAAUUAAGGAAAUUGUGUUUGAAUAUGUCGCUAAGUUCAAGGAUUUGUUUGGCGGUUCAAGCGAUUCAAAUUUUAACACAAAUUUUGUGUUACGGAUUUGUUGAAAAUUCUCAAGUUUCUGGUACAAAUGACGUCAUCCAAGCUUUAGAAUCAUUAAUCUUACUGUUAACUCAAUCUGAAGACAAAAAUCAAUUGGAAUUAAAGUUAACUUUAAAAUGCGCCGUUCGUUUGUGUGAAUACAAAUUGGAUUAUUGCGAAAAAUUUCUUCAACUACUAGGUUCUAGAUUAGGAUCAGUUGAUAGUUCAUUUUCAAUCACAAUUUGUGAAUCUUUAGGAGCUAUAGGUAGUUUACAACCUGAAGCUCUCUUAAUCUUAAUUGAAGACAUCUUAAAACACUUAUCAACACUUUCAAAAGUUAAUAAUCCAACUUCAAAACAAUCCCUAACAAAAGUAAUGUUGUGCACGUUAAUUUUUCAAAGUAUGUGCGGUUAUAAAUGGAGGAUGGAUGUUGAAUUGGCGAUAAAAGAAGUUACGAAUAAUAAUAACAUUAAUUUAUGGGCGAAUUAUCGUAUUGGAAGAGCAGCAAUGCGUUAUGGGCAUCAUAAAGCAGCCUUGUCGAUUUUUGAGGAUUUAACCGAACAGGUUAGUUCGGAACAUUUACAUUUCUGGUUGGUUUGUUUAAAGGAAAUUUGUACUGCUGAAUCGGAAUUAAUACAAAAUAAUCCUGAGGAUUGUGAUGAUGAAGAAAAAACGUUGGUUGAUCGAUUAAGUUUCGCUGUUGUUCAUUAUAAUAAAGCAAUUGCAGCACUAAAGGCGGCCACAACACCAUCAAAUCAUUUACAUUUUCAAGCCGAAUACAUGCGCAUCCGUUCCGAAUUUCUACAAUGUUUAAUUCAAGUAAUUCAUACAUGCAACAUUCUCUGCGUUGUUCCACCCCCAGCGAUUGCUUCAACUUUAGCCCAGACAACGCGAGACGAAUUCAUGCGACACGGUUAUUUAACGAAUCAAAUGCGGAAAUGCGUUAAAGAAUUUCAAAAUUGCAGUGAAAUGUAUUGGGGGUUAUAUCAAACGGCAUUCGAUGCUGAUCCAUCUACAUUAGAAAAUUUACAAAUAUUACAACAAAUGUGUGUUCUUUUCGAACAAUGCGUUGAAAAUAUAUCCAUCAAUACAAGCCUUUCUAAACCGGAAAUUUUAGAUUUUGUUUCAAAAAAUACUCGGUUAGAAUGCAAACAAUUGAUUCAAGGAUGUAAAAUAGCUACGGAAAUUGCGGGUGGGAUUUGUAAAAAAGAUAGUCCUCAAACUAUAACACAUAAGCAUGCAAAUAUAUUGAGAACAAUCGCGAAUGUUCUCUCAAACACAACACUUCCAAUUCCAAGAUUUUUCUUCCAAAUCCUUCAAUCGACAACAAUAAAACUAAGCGUUUCGCCUCAACCUCGCGUUAUGGGCGAAUUUAUUAGUAUCCAAUUCGGAUCUCAAUUAGCCGUUAAAGUUGAAGGAGUUGUCCAACACGCUCAAAAACCAGGAUUAUUUCGUAAAGUAGACGGAGUCGUCGUUAGUAUUUCAACUCAAUUGCAAACGAACACAAAAAAUAAAGACUCAAGCAAUGUUUCUGAUACAAAAGCUAAUUUAGAAACGAUUUCAACGGUUUUACAACAAACUGUUACACCCCACAAAGAUUUUUUUACAGCACAAUUUCUUCUUGCGUUCCCGAAAGGGGGUCAAUAUGUACUUUCUAUAGAGGCUUCCAUAGUGGAUGAAGUAGGAAACGUUUGGAAAACGGGACCUCGAUCGACCUUAACUGUUAAGGUACCAGAAGAAAUUAAAAACACCCCAAUUUCAAUGCCUGGAAUGGCCGGAACUGCUAAUGUUAUAUUGAUGCCUGAAGAUAAUCAUUUUAUUAAACCUGGACAAAAAAAAUAAUGAGUGAAGUACUCUUUUUUAAUUUAUUUUUAAGUAAAUGUAUUAAUUAUUAAAUUAAAACAUAAAAAAGACGUUAAAUGUUUUACAUAGGUAAAAAGACUACCCUAAAAUCCUCGCCAUAUUUUCCAUAAUGAGUGUUUUUAUUCUUAAUGUU
Onthophagus taurus is the source of this 3137-nucleotide messenger RNA. It is a transcript of the gene INTS7, whose product is annotated as Integrator complex subunit 7. NCBI's taxonomy places the organism in Eukaryota, Metazoa, Arthropoda, Insecta, Coleoptera, Scarabaeidae. Gene Ontology annotation, cellular component: integrator complex. Gene Ontology annotation, biological process: snRNA 3'-end processing. The record is from RefSeq and is a predicted model, not a curated record.